Prunus armeniaca (apricot) is the source of this 246-nucleotide messenger RNA. NCBI's taxonomy places the organism in Eukaryota, Viridiplantae, Streptophyta, Magnoliopsida, Rosales, Rosaceae. The record is from the annotation of a GenBank genome assembly.
AUGCUUGAGAAAAAUCCAAAGCAAGGGCUUGAGAAAUUAUCAGAAACUCUCUGGGCAUAUGGAACUUCAAAGAGAGAUACAACUGGCAUGACCCCAUAUGCUAUAACAUAUGGUCAUGAUGCAAUUUUGCCUAUGGAAAUAGCAGUCCAAUCUCUCAAAAUUGCUCAGCAAACACGAUCUGGUUGGAGAAGACUACUCUCAAGCAAUGCUGUUAGAACUAGAAGAUCUAGACACAAGCAGAAUUGA